UCCUAGUAUAAUUUUAGCUCAGAUACCUCCUUUGACAUCUGACAUAGGUGAACUAGUUCAUCCUUAGCAGCGAAGACUGGAGGGUUGUCGUGAAGCCGCAUUCUCAUUUAAGAUUAACUACCUCAAGGACAUAAAGCGUUCUAGGUAGACCGGGAGUUUCAAACUCGGUGGGUUUGUUUUUUUCGGGGAGCAGACAUCUCAAAGAAGGUAAGUUUUAGUUUCGAGUUGUUUCUCGCCAGCGAGGAAAUUCUUGGGAAAAUAUGCGCUGUCCAUCUCGGUUUGGGGGAAGGGGCCGCAUUUAGAUACAUUGUCGCAUAUAUACACACCAACUUCUAGAAGCCCGUUAAGCGUAAGCUUCUUCUAUUCCGUCCACAACCAUUUGAGCUCUUAAGGGUUUUAUGUAAAACUCCUCAAAGUUCACCUUUAUUUCCCUUUUUUCUGUACUAUGUCUGGUGUGAAAGCUGCAAGGCCAAUUCUGUCUAGAAAUCAUGCAGAAGCUCGAAGGCGAGUCAUUAGUUUAUAUCGUGCCUGGUACAGACAACUUCCUUAUAUACCAAAAGAAUAUGCUCAUAGUAGCGUAGAUCUUACAGUGCCUGUUUUGUAUGCAAGAUUAAGGGAAGAGUUCCGUAAAAAUAAGGAUAUUAAAGAUUUACGUAUAAUUGACUUGUUAAUUCACAGAUGGCAAAAUGAACUAAUUGAAGUGGCGCGUUUGUGGAAGUCUGAUACGCAUGUGAUGGAUUUUUUUAGAGAAGAUCAUCUCCCAGAAAAGCCGAAAGAUUUCUUGGAUAAAUUUCUAUCUGGAAAGCAGUAAUAUUUACGAAACUUUUGAAUUGUAGAAGCUUUUGUUUAUAGUGUGGUAGAUAAUUUUUAUCUCAGAA
Molecule: messenger RNA, 878 nt
Organism: Schistosoma curassoni
Lineage: Eukaryota; Metazoa; Platyhelminthes; Trematoda; Strigeidida; Schistosomatidae
Source: the annotation of a GenBank genome assembly